Molecule: messenger RNA, 342 nt
Organism: Vicia faba (fava bean)
Lineage: Eukaryota; Viridiplantae; Streptophyta; Magnoliopsida; Fabales; Fabaceae
Source: the annotation of a GenBank genome assembly
AUGGCUAAGAGAGUGAUCUCUGAUAACACUAUGGUGGCCCAUGAGGCUUUCCACAAACAUAAUAGACAAAACAAUCUUAAUCAUGGUUUUGUUGGAAUCAAGAUUGACAUUGAGAAAGCCUGUGACAGACCGAAGUGUAAUUUUAUAAGAGAAGAUCUCCAAAACCUGGAUUUUCCUACUGUUUUCAUAUCCAACAUCAUGAAUUGUAUCACUACUACUAAAUUUGAUGUCCUCAUUAAUGGAAAUCCUAUUGAUGACAACCUGCUUUUCUGUCAAGCUACAAUCAAAGAAGCCACUAACCUUAGCAAAAAAUUUCAAGACUAUCAAAAUAGCUUUGGAUAA